UUCUAUAGCAAUUUCCCCCAACCCAACCCAAACCAAAGUGUUGUUGAAGAAGCUAUGGAAGGCUCAAUCAAGUGUUCUGCCAACUGCGUUCCUUUAACUCCCAUCAGCUUCUUGGAACGCGCCGCGCUUAUCUACCCAGACUCCGUCUCCGUCGUCCACGGUGAUGUCAAGUAUACCUGGAAACAAACUCGCCAGAGGUGCGUUCGCCUGGCUUCUGCGCUUUCCCAACUCCGAAUCUCCCGUCGAGAUGUGGUUGCUGUAUUAGCCCCAAAUGUUCCAGCAAUUUAUGAGCUUCAUUUUGGUGUUCCAAUGGCUGGGGCAGUUCUAUGUACACUCAAUAUACGACAUGAUUCCCCUAUGGUGGCAAUGUUAUUGAAGCAUUCGGAAGCCAAAGCCCUUUUUGUAGAUUACCAAUUCCUCCAUAUUGCUCGGGGAGCGUUGAAAAUACUAUCCGAGACGAACAAUAAGCUGCCCCGACUGGUCUUGAUUUCGGAUCAUGACCAGCAAGUUCCCUCCGGCAGCAACACCAAAUCUACAUCUGCAAACUUGGACUAUGACAGUCUUUUAGAAAUGGGGAAACUAGAUUUUGAGAUCAGAAGACCGGAAGAUGAGUGGGAACCUAUCUCACUUAAUUAUACUUCUGGCACGACAUCGAGUCCGAAGGGUGUUAUUUUUAGCCACCGAGGUGCCUAUCUCAAUUCUCUAGCAGCGAUUCUUCUCAAUGAGAUGACCUCGAUGCCUGUGUAUUUAUGGUGUGUUCCCAUGUUUCAUUGCAAUGGAUGGUGUCUGACAUGGGGAAUUGCUGCUCAAGGUGGUACAAAUGUAUGCAUAAGAAAUGUCACUGCGGGCGGAAUAUUUAGUAAUAUUGCUAAGCACAAGGUGACUCACAUGGGUGGUGCACCUACGGUUUUGAACAUGAUAAUCAACGCACCAGCUAGCGACCGAAGGCGUCUUCCAGGGAAGGUUGUGGUCAUGACGGGAGCUGCACCGCCACCCCCUAAUGUACUUUACAAAAUGGAAGAAUUGGGAUUUAGAGUGAUUCACUCAUAUGGCCUGACUGAAACAUAUGGUCCAGGAACAGUUUGCACUUGGAAACCAGAAUGGGAUUCUCUGCCUCGACACGAACAGGCUAAGAUAAAGUCUAGGCAGGGGUUGAAUCAUCUCGGUAUCGAGGAAGUCGAUGUUAAAGAUCCCGUUACCAUGAAGAGCAUGCCACCGGAUGCAAAAACUAUAGGUGAGGUUAUGUUUAGAGGCAACACUGUCAUGAAUGGAUACCUCAAGAACUUAAAAGCAACAGAGGAUGCCUUCAAAGGAGGAUGGUUCCGAAGUGGGGACUUGGCAGUGAGACACCCUGAUGGUUACAUAGAACUCAAGGACCGGUUGAAGGACAUAAUCAUCUCCGGGGGAGAAAAUAUUAGCUCCAUCGAAGUCGAAUCGGUGCUUUAUAGCCAUCCAGCAGUGGUAGAGGCAGCUGUGGUGGCAAGACCAGAUGAUCACUGGGGGGAGACACCUUGUGCAUUUGUGAAGUUGAAGGACGGAUACAGAACCAGUGCCGACGAAAUUAUCAAGCAUUGUCGAGACAACCUGCCACAUUACAUGGCUCCUCGAACGGUGAUUUUUGAGGAUUUGCCGAAGACUUCGACCGGAAAGACACAGAAAUAUGUUCUACGAGAGAAGGCCAAGGCAUUAGGAAGCAUUUCGAAGAAUAAGAGCAAACUGUAGGAGAGAACUUUGUGGAGGAAUCAAGUGCUCAAGAUUUUAUUUAAAAUGGAAGGAAUUUGGACGAAUUGUAUUUUGGUUUGAUUUUGGGAACGACAACAUAAUAUUGGGAA
Molecule: messenger RNA, 1832 nt
Organism: Hibiscus syriacus
Lineage: Eukaryota; Viridiplantae; Streptophyta; Magnoliopsida; Malvales; Malvaceae
Product: probable acyl-activating enzyme 1, peroxisomal
Exons: 2
Coding region: 55-1722 (555 amino acids)
Source: RefSeq, a predicted model, not a curated record